UGUUGACAAUGACGUCAACGUACGCGCAUGUCAACCCUCUUACUCUGCACGUGAACUCCGUGGAAGAGGAACACGACAGUUGUCAUGACUAAAGCCAAACAAAAACGCGCCAAACGACUGAGCGUCUUCGGGAAAUUUAAGACUAAAGAUGGACGGAAAGGUGACGCCUCAGGGUUGCCCAAGACUACAGACCUGUCAGCUGUCCAGCAUGUCAAGAACGCUAGGAAACCAGAGGACAUCAGGAGACAAAGAGUUCAAGAACUCCAGGAAAAGCAGAAACAGUCCAGAGAGCGUGAGAUGAUGAAGAGAAGAAAUUUGCACAGCUUUCAAAACGACAUCCUACAGCGACAACGAGAGUUUGAGCAGAAGGAGACAGAGAUGCAGAAUUUAGAGAAACAUGUCAACUUUGAAAAUGAGAAUUCCAGAAAAGCGUAUUACAGGGAAUUUAAAAAGGUGGUGGAGGCUUCAGAUGUCAUUCUGGAGGUUUUGGAUGCACGAGACCCUCUGGGCUGCAGAUGUCCUCAGGUGGAGCAGGCAGUCAUCCAAAGUGGAACCAACAAAAAGAUAGUUUUAGUCCUCAAUAAGAUCGAUUUGGUGUCAAAGGAAAUUGUGGAAAAGUGGAUUAGGUAUCUUCGUAAUGAGUUUCCCACUGUAGCUUUCAAAGCAUCGACUCAGCAGCAAACAAAGAACUUGAAACGCAGUAACGUGCCAGUGACACAAGCCACCUCAGAGCUCCUGAGCAGCAGCGCAUGCGUUGGAGCAGACUGCCUCAUGAAGCUGCUCGGCAACUACUGCCGCAACCAGGAUUUAAAGACGGCCAUCACUGUCGGUGUUGUAGGUUUUCCUAAUGUGGGAAAGAGCAGUUUGAUCAACAGUCUGAAACGGGCGCGGGCGUGUAGCGUUGGAGCCACUCCUGGUGUCACAAAGUGUCUUCAAGAAGUCCAUUUGGACAAACACAUAAAGCUCCUAGAUUGUCCUGGCAUCGUCAUGGCAACAUCAACAACUGACGCAGCAAUGAUUCUUCGUAACUGUGUGAAAAUCGAGCAGCUUGUAGAUCCCCUUCCACCUGUUGAAGCCAUCCUUCGACGCUGUAACAAGGCACAGAUUAUGGAACAUUAUGGCGUUCCAGACUUUCAGACAGCUCUGGAGUUCUUGGCAUUGCUUGCUCGACGGCAAGGCAAACUAAGGAAGGGAGGCCUGCCCGACACCGACAAAGCAGCUAAAGGCGUUCUGAUGGACUGGACAGGAGGAAGGAUCACCUACUUCACACACCCUCCAGAGACUCACACCCUCCCCACACACAUCAGUGCGGAGAUUGUUACAGAGAUGGGUAAAGCCUUUGACUGGGAUGAGCUGGAAAAAGGAAAUCAGGAAGUUCUUGCAGAGUCCUCUUGUCCCGACAUCCAAAUGGGUUUGUGCAUGGAAACCACUGGAAUGACACAGGGUGGUCUGGAUGAGUUUGAUUGUGACACAGAGACAGAGGGAGGGUCAGUGGAUGAGAAAUCAUUCAAAGAAACUGAGCCUAUGGAAGAUGAUCAGGAUGCAGAGUUUGGACCAAUGACAGUGGAAAUAAAAUCUCAGAAGAAGACUGACUCUUCUGCAAAUAAUGCCACUCCCAAAGCUCCAGAUUUAAAGGAUAUUUUGAAUGUAGAUCCUUUACAGCAGGGCCAGGCGCUCAUGGCUGCCAGCAAGAAGAGGAAAAAACAACUGAAAAGAGCUGACAAAAUUGCCACCAAACUCUCAGACACGCUGACAUCUGCAAUGGACUUCUAAUUUUCUGAUGUCUGACUGAAAUAAGAUGAACAAAAAUAAAAUAAAGAGUCAAAAGUAA
Messenger RNA from Melanotaenia boesemani (Boeseman's rainbowfish), 1831 nucleotides. It is a transcript of the gene gnl3l, whose product is annotated as guanine nucleotide binding protein-like 3 (nucleolar)-like. NCBI's taxonomy places the organism in Eukaryota, Metazoa, Chordata, Actinopteri, Atheriniformes, Melanotaeniidae. Gene Ontology annotation, molecular function: GTP binding. The coding region runs from base 85 to 1773 and encodes 562 amino acids. Gene Ontology annotation, cellular component: nucleolus. The record is from RefSeq and is a predicted model, not a curated record. The transcript has 15 exons.